UACUCACUUCUCUUCUUACCCUAAACCCAAAAAAACCCCUUCUUCUCUGAAGCUCACACUCUACACCACACUCAACUCUCUCCAAUCUCACUGCAUCUUCCAAAAUGGACGAUAGCUUGUACGACGAGUUCGGCAACUACAUCGGACCCGAAAUCGAGUCCGACCAAGACUCCGACAGAGAACCUUCCGACGACGAACAGCCUUCCGACGCCGACACCGCCCAACCUUCCGACGGCGAGGCUCCCGCCACCAAUGGCUGGAUCACCGCAUCCGGCGACCCCAACGACGUCGACAUGGUCGACAACCAGGUGGUCCUGGCGGAGGACAAGAAGUACUACCCCACCGCCGAAGAAGUCUUCGGCGAAGAUGUGGAAACCCUAGUCAUGGAUGAAGAUGAACAGCCACUGGAGCAACCCAUUAUCAAGCCUGUGAGGAAGAUGAAGUUCGAGGUUGGCGUGAAGGAUUCGUCAACCUACGUUUCGUCACAAUUUCUUCUGGGUCUCAUGUCGAACCCUUCGUUGGCUAGGAAUGUGGCUCUUGUGGGGCACUUGCAGCAUGGGAAGACGGUGUUCAUGGAUAUGCUGGUGGAGCAGACUCACCAUAUGUCCACGUUUGAUUCACAGAGUGAGAAGCAUUUGCGGUAUACUGAUACGAGGAUUGAUGAACAGGAGAGGAGGAUUUCGAUCAAGGCUGUGCCCAUGACGAUGGUGCUGGAGGAUAGUAACUCCAAGUCGUAUUUGUGUAAUAUUAUGGAUACUCCUGGCCAUGUUAACUUCUCCGAUGAAAUGACCGCCGCUUUGAGGCUCGCUGAUGGUGCUGUUUUGGUCGUUGAUGCUGCUGAGGGAGUGAUGGUAAACACUGAGAGAGCAAUUCGCCAUGCGAUUCAGGAGCGACUGCCCAUUGUUGUUGUACUCAAUAAGGUUGACAGGAUCAUAACUGAACUUAAACUACCCCCAAAAGAUGCUUAUCAUAAAAUAAGGCAUACUUUGGAAGUCAUUAACACUCACAUAUCUGCUGCCUCCUCGACUGCGGGUGAUGUCCAAGUUAUAGAUCCAGUUGCUGGGAAUGUUUGUUUUGCAAGUGGCACUGCUGGGUGGUCUUUUACAUUGCAAUCAUUUGCUAAAUUGUAUGGGAAGCUACAUGGAGUUCCUUUGGAGCCUAAUAAAUUUGCUUCUCGCCUUUGGGGAGACUACUAUUUUCAUCCUGAUACCAGAACCUUCAAAAAGAAACCCCCUGUCAGUGGAGGAGAACGAUCUUUUGUUGAGUUUGUACUGGAGCCGCUUUACAAGAUAUAUAGCCAAGUAAUUGGGGAGCAUAAGAAAAGUGUGGAGACAACUCUAGCAGAACUUGGAGUUACUCUAAGUAAUGCAGCUUAUAGAUUAAAUGUUAGACCAUUGCUAAGGCUGGCUUGUAGCUCUGUUUUUGGUCAAGCUUCAGGUUUCACUGAUAUGCUUGUUCAGCAUAUACCUUCCCCGAGAGAUGCCGCAGUAAAGAAAGUUGAUCAUAUAUAUACCGGACUGAAAGACUCAUCCAUCUACAAAGCCAUGACACAGUGUGAUUCUUCAGGGCCCCUAAUGGUUAAUGUGACCAAGCUGUAUCCAAAGUCUGAUUGUAGUGUCUUUGAUGCUUUUGGUCGAGUUUAUAGUGGCAAGAUACAGACUGGACAGACAGUACGUGUUCUGGGAGAAGGAUACUCACCGGAUGAUGAGGAGGACAUGACUGUAAAAGAAGUAACUAAGUUGUGGGUAUAUCAAGCCCGUGAUAGGAUGCCAAUAUCGGAGGCUCCUCCAGGUUCUUGGGUUCUUAUUGAAGGUGUGGAUGCUUCAAUCAUGAAAACCGCCACUCUAUGUAAUGUCGAUUAUGAUGAGGAUGUAUACAUAUUCCGCCCUCUCCUGUUCAAUACUCUGUCAGUGGUGAAAACAGCGACUGAGCCAUUAAAUCCAAGCGAGUUGCCUAAAAUGGUGGAGGGCCUGAGGAAAAUUAGCAAGAGUUAUCCUUUAGCGGUUACUAAAGUUGAGGAGUCUGGGGAGCACACUAUACUAGGGACUGGCGAGCUGUACUUGGAUUCAAUUAUGAAGGACCUAAGAGAGCUCUAUUCUGAAGUCGAAGUCAAGGUAGCAGAUCCUGUAGUUUCGUUUUGUGAAACUGUUGUUGAAUCUUCAUCAAUGAAAUGUUUUGCUGAAACACCAAACAAGAAGAAUAAAAUAACAAUGAUUGCUGAGCCACUAGAAAGAGGUCUUGCUGAAGACAUAGAGAAUGGUGUUGUUAGCACUGACUGGAAUAGAAAGAAACUGGGUGAAUUUUUCCAGACUAAAUAUGACUGGGAUCUUCUUGCUGCGCGAUCAAUCUGGGCAUUUGGCCCUGAUAAGCAGGGCCCCAAUAUUCUGUUGGACGACACCCUUCCAACUGAAGUUGACAAGAACCUGCUAAAUGCUGUUAAGGACUCCAUUGUUCAGGGAUUUCAAUGGGGUGCACGAGAAGGACCUCUUUGCGAUGAGCCCAUCAGAAAUGUUAAGUUUAAGAUUGUUGAUGCAAGGAUUGCCCCAGAGCCACUUAAUCGGGGAUCUGGCCAAAUCAUUCCAACUGCUCGACGAGUGGCUUAUUCAUCUUUCCUUAUGGCUACCCCUAGGUUAAUGGAACCAGUAUAUUAUGUAGAGAUUCAAACUCCAAUAGAUUGUGUAUCUGCGAUCUACACUGUAUUGUCUCGUAGGCGUGGACAUGUUACUGCUGAUGUUCCUCAACCAGGCACCCCUGCUUAUUUAGUUAAGGCAUUUUUACCCGUGAUAGAAUCUUUUGGUUUUGAGACUGACUUGAGAUACCAUACACAAGGUCAAGCAUUUUGCGUCUCAGUUUUUGAUCAUUGGGCUAUUGUUCCUGGUGAUCCUUUGGACAAAGGCAUUGUUUUGCGUCCCCUUGAACCGGCACCAAUCCAGCAUCUUGCCCGUGAGUUUAUGGUAAAGACAAGGCGUAGAAAGGGAAUGAGUGAGGAUGUGAGCAUAAGUAAGUUCUUUGAUGAGGCUAUGAUGGUGGAACUGGCACAGCAAGAGGCAGAUCUUCAUCAACAGAUGAUGUGAUCUUCACUAAAGUUUCUGCUCGAUUUGAUCUUCAUUUUGGAUUUUUCUCAGAAGCUCAGGAGUUAAGCCUGUUCCACUGUGAAACUGAGUACAAGCAGUUGCAUGAUACAAGCAAAUUAUUGGUGCAGUACUCGUGAGUUGGCAGGGGUUUGGCACAGCUAUUUCACGUACUGAUGCAAGCUCUUAUGUCACUGAAAGAGAAUUGAAUUAUCAGUCUAUUGUCCAAUUGAAAAAAGCUUUCUUGUUUCUAUCUAAUUGUGUUGAUUGGAUCAUGUUGAUCUUAUAACUUAUUGUAGGAAACAAAACACUUAGAAAGAAAAAAGAAGUUAAUUGUAUGAAAGAUACCACAUAGGUUUAAGAGAAUUCUAUUUUCGAUGAAGCUACUGUGUAACAAUUAUAGCAUGAGCCAAAACACAACCAGCUGAUGCAGAACUGCACUUAUGAUAUAUUUGUCUGUGAUCUAGAUUUUAUGGAUGUGAACAAUUCGCUAAA
Lotus japonicus is the source of this 3566-nucleotide messenger RNA. Its product is annotated as 110 kDa U5 small nuclear ribonucleoprotein component CLO. Bases 105 to 3074 code for a protein of 989 amino acids. NCBI's taxonomy places the organism in Eukaryota, Viridiplantae, Streptophyta, Magnoliopsida, Fabales, Fabaceae. Gene Ontology annotation, molecular function: translation elongation factor activity; GTP binding; U5 snRNA binding. Gene Ontology annotation, biological process: mRNA splicing, via spliceosome. Gene Ontology annotation, cellular component: U4/U6 x U5 tri-snRNP complex; cytosol; U2-type catalytic step 2 spliceosome. The record is from RefSeq and is a predicted model, not a curated record. The transcript is spliced from 10 exons.